Messenger RNA from Onychomys torridus (southern grasshopper mouse), 3153 nucleotides. It is a transcript of the gene Amd1, whose product is annotated as adenosylmethionine decarboxylase 1. Gene Ontology annotation, biological process: spermidine biosynthetic process; spermine biosynthetic process. Gene Ontology annotation, molecular function: putrescine binding; adenosylmethionine decarboxylase activity. The transcript is spliced from 8 exons. Lineage: Eukaryota; Metazoa; Chordata; Mammalia; Rodentia; Cricetidae. Gene Ontology annotation, cellular component: cytosol. The record is from RefSeq and is a predicted model, not a curated record. The coding region runs from base 166 to 1170 and encodes 334 amino acids.
UUAAAAAAAAGUUAAUAUAAAAUUAUAGCAAAAAAAAAAAAAAAAAGGAACCUGAACUUUAGUAACACAGCUGGAACAAUCCGCAGCGGCGGCAGGAGCGGCGGGAGAAGAGAUUUAAUUUAGUUGAUUUUCUGUGGUUGUUGGUUGUUCGCUCGUCUCACGGUGAUGGAAGCUGCACAUUUUUUCGAAGGGACCGAGAAACUGCUGGAGGUCUGGUUCUCCAGGCAGCAGUCCGACGCAAGCCAGGGCUCUGGGGAUCUUCGCACCAUCCCAAGAUCUGAGUGGGAUGUCCUUUUGAAGGAUGUGCAGUGCUCAAUCAUAAGUGUGACAAAGACUGACAAGCAGGAAGCUUAUGUACUCAGUGAGAGUAGCAUGUUUGUCUCCAAGAGACGUUUCAUUUUGAAGACAUGUGGUACCACCCUCUUACUGAAAGCACUGGUUCCCCUGUUGAAGCUUGCUAGGGAUUACAGUGGGUUUGACUCAAUUCAAAGCUUCUUUUAUUCUCGUAAGAAUUUCAUGAAGCCUUCUCACCAAGGGUACCCACACCGGAAUUUCCAGGAAGAAAUUGAGUUUCUUAAUGCAAUUUUCCCAAAUGGAGCAGCAUAUUGUAUGGGACGUAUGAAUUCUGACUGUUGGUACUUGUAUACUUUGGAUUUCCCAGAGAGCCGAGUAAUCAAUCAGCCAGAUCAAACCCUGGAAAUUCUGAUGAGUGAGCUCGACCCAGCAGUUAUGGACCAGUUCUACAUGAAAGAUGGUGUUACUGCAAAGGAUGUCACUCGUGAGAGUGGAAUUCGUGACCUGAUACCAGGUUCUGUCAUUGAUGCCACACUGUUCAAUCCUUGUGGCUACUCAAUGAAUGGGAUGAAAUCGGAUGGAACAUAUUGGACUAUUCACAUCACUCCAGAACCAGAAUUCUCUUAUGUUAGCUUUGAAACAAACUUAAGUCAGACCUCCUAUGAUGACCUGAUCAGGAAGGUUGUGGAAGUCUUCAAGCCAGGAAAAUUUGUGACCACCUUGUUUGUUAAUCAGAGUUCUAAAUGUCGCACAGUGCUUUCUUCCCCCCAGAAGAUUGAAGGCUUUAAACGUCUUGAUUGCCAGAGUGCUAUGUUCAAUGAUUACAAUUUUGUUUUUACCAGUUUUGCUAAGAAGCAGCAACAACAGCAGAGUUGAUUAAGAGAAAUGAAGAAGAAAAAACGCAAAAAGAGAAGACACCCAGGAGGUGGUGGCUGCUGUCUAGAUGUUGACGCUGGGGGCUCUGUUCUCCAUGACCACCACCUUGUAGUUGCAGAAAGCCCUAGGUGUAUUGAUAGUGUAAUCAUUUUGAAGUGUAUGCAUUAUUAUAUCAAGGAGUUAGAUAUCUUGCAUGAAUGCUCUCCUCUGUGUUUAGGUGUUCUAUGCCACUCUUGCUGUGGAAUUGAAGUGCAUGUAGAGAAGAACUUUGACUGUAUGAAUCCUUACGACACUUGUGAAAAUGAUUCAAUUUGGUUUAUGCACAGUGUAAUAUUUCUGCAGGCAUCGUCCAAAAUCCCCCACAGACAAGGCUUUCGUCCUCAUUAGAUGCUGGCCUCAGCUGACCAUCUGCGACUGUUCUAUUAAAUUGCUGCCAGAAUUUUUACAUCCAGUUACCUCCACUUUCUAGAGUAUAUUCUCUACUAAUGUUAUUCAAGACCAAUUUUUACUUCACACAGGUGUUUUAUGCAAUGGCAAUUAAAGUUUUUCCUCCACAAGUUGAGUCCUUGUAAGGAAAUGCUGAUUCCGGUUGCUGUGUUGUGUUCUACUGUUGGAAUAGUUGUUCCUGCUUUUGCAGUCCUGUGAUUGAUUUCUCCUCUCAUCACGGUGUCUUCCUCCUCUUCCCAGCUCACUGCUCCCCAUCAAAGCAGUACACGGUUACACAGGGCUUACCUAGCAAUCUUCUUAUUCCCCGGGUGGGAUUUUCUUUUUUUAAGACAUAAGAAUAUGGCCUCCUUAUUGGCAUGAACUGUAGAAGAUAAAUGACAAAGUGGAAAGUAUUAAAUGAAAAGAGUUCAGUCUCCAGGGGUAGUUAGCAGAGAGAGAGAACCCAUUAAAAAAACCUUGAUGGAACCAGUUGGCUGUGCGGUACACUUUUAGCUUUAAUGGAGGACCUGGCAUGCCUUCUAACUUACUAAGUAGUGACCGGAGGAAGUCCGCUAAGUCGAAGCAGAUAUUUAGUCCUAGACAUUCUGACCUCAGUACUUGCAGUCAACUUUUAACCUAUUGCCACCAAUUCCUACUAAAAGAAAAUUUGAUUCAAGGAGAAUCUGUGGCAUUUCCAUCUGUGACUUAGAAGUUGUAUUUUUUGUGUGUGUGAUGCAUGUGAGUUGUUCUGACUUCACCUGUUCCUGUGUGGUCUUCUCUCACCAUGGUCUUCUUCACAUGAUCCAAUGAAUGACUGCCCAGAGUGAGGACUAUCCAGGUUACUCAGCCAGGCAGUAAAUGUAUGAACACACAAAACACAAUAUUCUGAAAUAUUUUAAUGGGACUAGAAAUAGGCUUUCAAGAGUUGGCAUGUUAGUGGCAUUUGCAGAUAUUGUGGGAUUUAAACAGCUGGGAGAGGAGCAAAAUGGACUUAAUUUUCUAUUUAUUGCCUUCGGACUAUUUUCUUGGUAGUUUCUGGACUGAUGCAGUGAUGUUCUGUUCCUUCCGUAUUUAUAACGAAACACUUUUUUAGCGUUUCUAAACAUAGAAUCUACUUGGUUUGAAAUCAAGUGGUUGGAACACUGUCUGGACUUUUACUUAAGCAUGCUGUUGAUUGAAUGCUUCAUUGGGGAAGCCUCCGAUCAGCUCUAUCAGUCUGAUUCUGUAAUGAGCACAGCACCUAAUGUUUUGAACUGCUAUUUGGAGGACCAGUGCUUAUUUAAGCUGGAUUUUGUAACCCACUAGAUUUUGUUGGUUUGAGGUCUGAUUCCCCGAUCUUACAGAAUUACAAAUUCUAAUGUUGAAAUUUGCAUAGGUUCUUAUGGGAAAAGCCUAGAAAACCAACAGUAGAUUGAAUAGUGAUCCUUGCAGGAGGGGAGUUUGGGUGCCAUAAUUUCUUUUCGUUGGUGUUGGGCUUUUAAUCAGUUGAAAUGUAUUUCUGUACCACGAUGUAAGCUUCAAUAAAAGUUUGCUUAAUUGUCUAGUAAUAUUCAGAAA